This is a messenger RNA of Miscanthus lutarioriparius, 2361 nucleotides long. The record is from the annotation of a GenBank genome assembly. NCBI's taxonomy places the organism in Eukaryota, Viridiplantae, Streptophyta, Magnoliopsida, Poales, Poaceae.
AUGGCCAACAGAGCAGGAUAUCAGUAUGGGAUCGUUGGGAUGGGAGGAAUUGGCAAGACAACUUUAGCUCAGAAGAUAGACAAUGAUCAUAAAAUAAGAGAGAGAUUUCACCAGGUCCUUAUCUGGCUGUCCAUUUCACAGAGCAUUGCGGAGAACGAUUUACUGAAGGAGGCCAUCGAAAAAGCAGGAGGGCGGCCCAAUCAGCAGCAGAGCAAGGAUCAGCUUGUACAAGUUCUACUGCAUUCCAUCAGUGGAAAAAGUGUCUUUCUUGUGCUGGAUAACAUGACCAGUCCUCAUGUAUGGAUCAAUCUUCUACGUUCUCUGAUGGAGAGUGAUAUUGGAGCAAAAAUUGUUAAGAAAUGCGAUGGCCAUCCUCUUUCCAUCAAGGUCAUUGGAGGUGUCCAAUCAUCCAGGUCGAGCAAGGAACAAUGGGAGAGAAUACUGGAGAGAAGAUGGUCUAUUGAUGGACUUUCAGAAGAACUAGAAGGUGCUUUGUACUUAAGCUACAGUAACUUACACCCACAACUCAAACAGUGCUUCCUCUGGUGUGCCUUGUUGCCUCAGAAUUUCGAUAUUCACCGAGAUGUCACGUACUGGUGGAUUGCUGAAGGUUUUGUGAAGGAAGAGGGCAGCGGACCGAUACAUAACAUCGCCAAAGAUUAUUACCAUGAGCUGAUCAAGAGGAAUCUGCUACAGACAAGGCCAGAGUAUGUCGACAAGAGAGUAUCAACAAUGCAUGACCUGUUAAGGCAACUUGGCCAAUUUCUGACAAGGAAUGAAGCCGUCUUCAUGAAAGAGAAGCGUGAUCGUUGCCCAUCAAGUAUUUGCCGAUUAGGUGUCGGGAGCGUCGUUGACGAAAUACCUGCUAUAGAAGAGAAGAAACGCUGGUACGGCCUCGAGAGCAUACCUGCAUCGGUGGGUUACUUGGCGCUGCUGAGGCUGCUAGAUCUCAGCUACAGCGAGAUCAAGGAGCUUCCAGGGUCCAUCGGAAACCUUACCAGCCUUGGAUGCCUUUCAGUGUUUGGUUGCACAAAGUUGGCAGCUUUGCCACCGAGUCUGAUGAGGCUGACCACGAUAAGCUUCCUCCAGACAGGAAACACAGGACUGGCACAUGUUCCGAAAGGUAUUGAGAAUUUCAGGCAGAUGGAUAACCUUAGAUCAGUUUUCCAGAAUGGUGCUGGUGGUUUUCGAGUAGAUGAACAUAGGGCACUCUCCAUGAUACGAUGCCUCUGGGUUAUCCGGCUGGAGACAGCCACACCACCAACUGAGCCCGUACUGUGCAAUAAGGGUUACCUGAAAGAGCUAGGCCUGCGCUGCACCAUGAGGAAGGAAGCCAAUUGUCGAACUCACUACCCGGACAGCGAGAUGAAGAGGAUUGAGGAGAUCUACGAGAGUCUUUGCCCACCGCCAAACCUAAGCUACAUCUUUAUUGAUGGGUUCCCUGGUCGCAUGUUUCCAGCUUGGCUAUCUUCAGAACCGCAGAAUAAACUGCCAAACCUGGCUCAUAUGCACUUCUAUGACUGCACAUCCUGCCCGAAGCUUCCCCCAGCAGGCCAGCUACCAUUUCUGCAGAAUAGGUCACUAAGCAUGGAUACCUUGUUCGACAACACACAACAGCAAUCCCUUAUGCCGUGCCUUACACGCAUGCGGCUGAUAAAUUUCCCCAAGUUGAGAGCUCUCCCUGAUCAUCUUCACAGAAUUGUUAAUCUACAAAGGAUCCAAAUAGAAGGAGCUGACAGACUGCAGGACAUCAUCAAUCAUCCCGGGGUUGUGUGGCUCAAGACCCGGUUCAGAGCCUCUGCCUUGGCCUCUGAGGCUGCCUUGUGUGUGGGGCGCCGGCAGUGCAGAGCCUACGCCGGUGUAGAUCCACCACCGUACCAGCGUGUAGUGGUGCGGCUGUCGACAGUGGCAGACCCAGGAUUUGAGUCCACGAGAAUACUCUUUCAACUCAGUACACAGUACUAUGUACUCUACUCACAAAUUGAGCAGCAAGCAUCAUUCAGCAGCAAAUUCGCAAAUUACAGUCACCAAUUUCAAGCAUAUGUCUCUAUGCUCCCAACUCUCUACUCAGAAACUCACCAGAGAUGCUCAGAUGUGGAGGACAAGGACAGCGGCGGCGGGGUGUCGCCAGGUCGCCGCGUCGGGCCGAAGUCUGGUAGAUCCACAAAGUGUGUUGACAGGGGCGGCAUAGACGCGCAGCCGCGCAGGCCAGGUCCCGCGUGCGCGUGGCGCCAUCGCGCAGCUGCGCAGACUAGGUUGGCUGGUGCCCGCUCUGCGCCUCCACUGCUCGGGUGCCCUGGCCCCUGGGCCCUGGCAGCUUGCCGACGCCGCGACGUGCUGAUCUCCACGAGCAGCGACUAG